Lichtheimia ornata is the source of this 1095-nucleotide messenger RNA. RefSeq lists its product as uncharacterized. The transcript is spliced from 9 exons. Gene Ontology annotation, cellular component: actin filament; cytoplasm. Gene Ontology annotation, molecular function: actin monomer binding; actin filament binding. The record is from RefSeq and is a predicted model, not a curated record. NCBI's taxonomy places the organism in Eukaryota, Fungi, Mucoromycota, Mucoromycetes, Mucorales, Lichtheimiaceae. Bases 1 to 1095 code for a protein of 364 amino acids. Gene Ontology annotation, biological process: barbed-end actin filament capping; actin filament depolymerization.
AUGUCUCAUCAAAGUGGCAUUCAAGUUUCCGAGGAUCUCGCAAAGACCUUUGCUGAUGCAGUUGCCACGGGAAAUACUCGUUCCAUUCGUAUCUCCAUUGUGAAUGAAUCCUUGGAGACCACGGGAACGACACCAGUUGAGUCGAGCCUGGAGCAAGAUUAUACCAAGAUCACAAACUUUUUUGAACCUGUAACGCCUGCCUAUGUGCUCGUACGUUUGGAUGAGAAGGAUACCAAGGGUGGCUACAACUGGUUGUUCUUGUGCUACGUCCCCGACAACGCCAAAGUCCGCGACAAGAUGCUUUAUGCGUCAACAAGAGCUUCAUUGACAAAGGGACUCGGCGAUAGUCAUUUCACUGAUAGUGUUUACGGCACAACAGAGGCUGAGCUGAAUUGGGAUGGCUACAAGAAACAUCUUGCUCAUAAGAAGGCUGAUGCUCCUUUGACACAACGUGAGCGUGAAUUGGCAGAGAUCAAGUUGGCUGAAGCCAAAGCUGUAUCCGAUUAUCAAGGAACUACCACUCGCAAGACAUAUGCCCCAGGUAUCACGUUCCCCAUGGCCGAUAAUGUGUUGGAAGCGCUUGGCGAUUUGAAAAAGAGCAAAGAUGAGCGUGCACAUAACUUCGUUUCCUUGUACCUGGAGAAGGAAACGAUUGAAUUGGACAAGGCGGAUAAUGUGCCAGCAAAUCAAGUUCACUCUACCCUUGCUGCAGAUGCCCCACGUUUCACCUUUUAUUUGCUUGAACAUAAUGGCACCGAGAGCUUAGUCUUCAUCUACACUUGCCCAUCGUCUUCCAAGAUUCGUGAACGCAUGUUGUAUUCAUCCUCAAAGGCAAAUGUCAUCAAUGCAGCUGAUAGCCAGUUGGAUCUUAAGGUGACGAAGAAGCUUGAGACAAGUGAUAUUGCGGAUCUCACCGAGGAGUAUCUUGUGGAAGAGGUGUCUAGUGCUACCAACGCAGCCCCAGCUCAAGGCAUUGUUGGCCAGCGUGUGCAAAUGUUGAGUGGUCAACGACAAGGCCAAUUCAGUCGACCUAUGGCCCCAGGAAGACGACGACCCGUAGCUAAUACCACUACAGCUCCUGCAAGCCAAGAUUAG